AUGGCGGAGCGCCAGGGUCAGGCUGCUGCCGGCCAGAAGCUGAAGGUGUGUGCCGUGUGCGGCCGCCCGAGCACUAAGAAGUGCGCCCUCUGCCUUGUUACAAAAUACUGUUCCAAGGCAUGUUCACGGAGGCAUUGGAAAUCAGAGCAUAAGGUCAACUGCAAGGGAAUGAAAUUGCCAGACCCUGUUGACAAGUUAACCCUUGGAGGCAAUGGCAGCACAAGGAAGUCGUCUGAUUCUGCUCUCAUGACAGCCAUGAAAGAACCAGGAAAGGUAAACAAUGUUCUGUUCCCAUAUGAUGAGUUUGUGAAGCUGUACAAUUGGAAGGGCCGUGACACUUUACCAUGUGGACUCCUGAAUUCUGGUAACAGUUGCUUUGGGAAUGUAAUUUUACAGUGUCUGUCAGGCACAAACUGUCUUGUGGCAUAUCUGCUAGAAAAGGACCAUAAAAAUGAAUGUUAUGUGAGGGAAGCAGACUGGUGCUUCUUAUGUGAACUGCAAGCUCAUAUGGAAAGAGCUACUGGUGGUACAAAGCCGUUUGCUCCCUUAAAUAUUCUUUCUCAUUUACAAAAUAUUGGUGGGGACCUUACCUCUGGUAAACAGGAGGACGCUCAUGAGUUCUUGAGGUUUGCAAUAGAUAAAAUGCAAUCAGAUUGCUUAGGUGGAAAUGAUGGUGAAAAGGCUGUUGAUCUUAGCAUACAGGAGACAACAAUUAUUCAGCACAUAUUUGGUGGUCGAUUGAGAUCUCAGGUUCAGUGCACUGAAUGUUCAUUCAUCUCAGACCGCUAUGAAAGAAUGAUGGACUUGCCGGUUGAAAUAGAAGGCGAUGUGCACUCCUUGGAAGAAUGUUUAUUGAAAUUCACUGCUAAAGAGUGGCUUGAUGGGGAUAACAAAUACAAAUGUGAUAGAUGUGAUAAGCAUGUAAAAGCAUGCAAGCGUCUAACAAUCUAUGAGGCUCCAAAUAUACUCACUAUUACUCUAAAGAGAUUCCAGAGUGGUAGAUUUGGAAAAUUGAACAAGCUAGUUACAUUCCCUGCGAAGUUAGAUCUAACAUCAUACAUGAGUGCGGCAGAUGGAAGCGAUCAAUAUGAUCUCUAUGCUGUUGUAGUUCAUCUGGAUGAACGGAACGCUUCAUUUUUUGGGCAUUAUAUAUGCUUCAUAAAGCAUUUAGAAGGAAACUGGUAUAAGGUUGAUGACAGCAAGGUUAUUCCAGUUGACAAGGAGGAAGUACAUGAUCAAGGGGCAUACAUGCUUCUCUACCGCAGGACAUCAUCUCGUCCUAGGCCACUUCUUCCAGUUAAAAACCAACAGUUGGAAGGGCUUCAAGUGGAUGAAAUCUUGUGCUAUCAUCCUUGA
This is a messenger RNA of Triticum dicoccoides, 1356 nucleotides long. Its product is annotated as ubiquitin carboxyl-terminal hydrolase 19-like. Gene Ontology annotation, biological process: protein deubiquitination. Gene Ontology annotation, cellular component: cytosol; nucleus. Lineage: Eukaryota; Viridiplantae; Streptophyta; Magnoliopsida; Poales; Poaceae. The coding region runs from base 1 to 1356 and encodes 451 amino acids. The record is from RefSeq and is a predicted model, not a curated record. The transcript has 11 exons. Gene Ontology annotation, molecular function: cysteine-type deubiquitinase activity.